GCUGGUGGGCGCGGCGGGGCCGGGCGUCCGCGUGAGCCCCCGCGGCCUUGGCGCCGUGACCACCGCGCUCGUCCGUGGCCCUCGGCGGCGGGGCCCGGGCCGUCGCGCCGGAGGAGCUUCGUCCACGUCCUCAGAGACGCUGAAAUCUAUCGUCAUCCUUCAAGAUGCAAUGGAAUGUGCCAAGGACAGUAUUUCGACUGGCACACAGGACGUGCCUGGAACCACAAAAAGCUGGCCUUUGGGGACACUGUCAAGACAUGAAAGGACCGUUCAUUUUGUUCAAUGCUAAAUCCAACGUGGUUUUAGCACAAAGCCCUCGAAAACAGUGGCUGCACUUAGCUGCCGCCCAGUGUGUUGCAAAACGGAGCAAAACCUUGGCUGCUCCUCCCCCCGGACCCGAGACGCUGCGCCAUAAGCCACGGGAGCAAGCUGCUGUGUCCUGGAGGGUGUUAUCAUCCAAGGCCACAGGCCACGGAGUUCCUUCAGACCAAAAGGAAGAGGCUGAUCCUUUACAAGACAAAUCUAUUAGUCUUUAUCAACGAUUUAAGAGAACAUUUAGGCAAUAUGGGAAGGUUUUGAUUCCAGUGCACCUGAUAACUUCUGGUGUUUGGUUUGGAACGUUUUAUUAUGCAGCCAUCAAAGGAGUGAAUGUCAUUCCUUUUCUAGAACUCAUUGGGUUACCUGACAGCGUGGUAAACAUCCUGAAAAAUUCCCAGAGCGGAAAUGCACUGACAGCAUAUGCCAUGUUCAAGAUUGCAACACCUGCCCGGUACACUGUGACCUUGGGAGGAACGUCCUUCACCGUGAAGUACCUGCGCAGCCGAGGCUACAUGUCCACGCCGCCGCCCGUGAAGGAGUACCUGCAGGAUCGCAUGGAGGAGACCAAGGAGCUGCUCUCUGAGAAGAUGGAGGAGACCAAGGACAGGCUCAGCGAGAAGCUACAGGAAACCAAAGAGAAAGUUUCUUUCAAGAAGAAAGUGGAAUAGGGUGCCUUACAUGACAGGAAACACCUGCACUCCAACCCUGAGGACUGGGCACAGACACCUUCAGGCUGUGGUGGCAUGUUGUGUUGUUAGGAGCCUAUUAGAGUAUUCUGAGGGUUCAAGAACUCAGAUACUUUCAAUAUCACUAGAAAAAUCAGUGGCUUUUUCUUUUUUUUUUUUUUUGAAAGGAAGAGAUGAGCAUUGUCAUAAGCAUCUCACGGCAGUGGCUGCCAUGUCGGAAGCGAGAGUUCCUGGAGGCGCUGCAGGGUCCUGUGCGCGGGAGCUCUUGCCAGCUGUCAUAGCGCCUCGGGUACAGGCGAGGCCUGGCACAGGCUGUCCAUCCUGCCGUGUCUGUUCCCCGUGUGGAGGCAGGCUAGAAUCAUCAGAACUGCCUGGGAAUAAAAGGGAAGUCUUUCUAUGAAAAAUGAUCCCAACAGUUGCCUACCAGUUAAAAUUUCUUCUUGGAUGGAGAAAGUUAAAUAAAAAUUCAGUCAUAUAUUUGUAAAUGAAAUGUACUGGUUAUAUGUAAAUAAGAAAUGGAUCCUUUAAAUGGAUUUUUACUUGAAGCUUGUCAUUAUCCUGAUUUUUAAAGCAAAUCUCUUUGGCCAUCGCACUUUUCCCAUCCCGAGCCUUGGUGACCAUCAGCUAGAAUGGAAAGCACAGUUGGCAGUCAGCUGUGUCGCCUCAAGUGGUGGAAACGGAAGUGCUCCCCUAGGGGCUGCCCUGGCCACACCCAGCAAACCCGCGCAGCUGCCCACGGCUGCCUUUCAUCGUUAAUGCUAAUUUCAUCAUGGAGUGAAUUUUAAAGUUGCUGCUAAUUUCUUAAUAGCAAAGCCAGCUGUAAAUGACCUUGGAAUGACAUCAGCCCACUGUCAGACAGGGAGGAUGGCCUGACAGUGGGGCGCAUGAGCUUGUGUGUGUCCGUUUUCCUUUAACUCAGCUGUUGCUUCGCUUCCAACAUAGCAGCCCCUUCCGAUGGGCUCUGCUUUGUCUUGUGUGCUAUAGCAAGAGACCGUGGGUUUGCCCCAUGGGCAUCCUUGCUGUCAGAGUCUUAGGUUGGCCAAAGUUUUAGAAAGUAGUCCAGAGGUGAAACAUGCCCUUGCUCAAUCUGGACGAUACACCAGAGGACUUUGUGAGUCAGCGUGCUGCCAUUGGCGUCCAGGGAGGAGGGGUAGGGAUGCAGCAGAGCGGCCCUGCUCUGGCUCGUGCCUUUGGCUCCUCCCGCAGAGGGGAAAUGCGCUCUCCACCCCAGUCAGCCCUGGGCAUGUCUAAUCAUGGUUCCCAUGUAGUGUGCUUACCAAAUCACAUUUUUGUAGCUAUUAAAUACUAAGACAUUGACAAAUUACUUGUUUCUUCUUUCUUUGUCACUUGAGACUUCCUGUAAAGUUUUGUGCUACAUGAAAUGCUUCUAAAACUAUUUUCUUUUACUUUCCCCACCACGUGGAACUUAUUUUCCAGUGGAGAUAAGCAGCAUUCUUCAAAGUUACUAAUAAUGAGACGAAAGUAUACUUU
Ochotona curzoniae (black-lipped pika) is the source of this 2495-nucleotide messenger RNA. It is a transcript of the gene MIMS1, whose product is annotated as family with sequence similarity 210 member A. The transcript has 4 exons. Bases 165 to 986 code for a protein of 273 amino acids. Gene Ontology annotation, cellular component: mitochondrion. The record is from RefSeq and is a predicted model, not a curated record. Lineage: Eukaryota; Metazoa; Chordata; Mammalia; Lagomorpha; Ochotonidae.